ACGUGCCUCGAUAGUAGUAGAGCGUCUGGCAUCGCGUUCCGCGUAGCGGCAUUGGCAAAAUUUACUGUAAUCUUAUGCUGCUUCGCGGAAACUUGCCACCGACCUCACAAGCACGCUAGGUUAUCUGGAACCUGGCCAUAAAGUAUGGCAUAAUAUCUUGGGCGACCAGCUGCUCGUCUGUCCCGUGCCCCACAGUCACUGCAACUUGCGCAUGUUGCAUUGAAGGUCCCAUACCGAUCUUCCCUGGUGGAGGUCGCUCGUGGUCAUUCUCCAAUUGCCCCGGCAGGCCGCAAACCACAGCUUCCUCCUCGUCCAAACUACUCAACACACAAUGGGCUUCGCUCAAGACUUACGCGAGCUGCUGACUUGUAUGUCGCUCGUGGCUGCUGUGGGCUACGUCACAGACCUGAAGUUUUAUGCCGGUGUCUGCGUUGGUAUCCAGUGGCUCUCGGCAAUCUACGGUAUCCCCAACAAGACUGAGAGAUACUUCGAUCUCACGGGCUCCACCACCUACGCCACCGUCUCCAUGCUCGCCUACCAAUACUCCGAGACGAAGUCGUGGCGCGACACUCUGCUCACGGCAUUCGUGUGGCUUUGGUGUGUACGUCUCGGGUCGUUCCUGUUCUGGCGAAUUUGCAAAGACGGCAGCGACAAGCGUUUUGCCGAGAUCAUCGUAAACCCGCUAUGCUACCUGGCUGCCUGGAACAUUCAAGGUCUUUGGGUCUUCUUUACGCUGCUGUCUACGCUGCUCAGUGUCGUACACGGCGUCGACGACCCGGAGGUCAAGCCGCUCGACAUCAUCGGCACCACGCUGUGGGUUGUUGGCUACAUCAUCGAGGUCACGGCGGACUACCAAAAGACCAAGUUCCGUCUCGACAAGCGCAACAAGGACCAGUUCAUCCGCACCGGACUGUGGGGCUACAGCCGCCACCCGAACUACUUCGGUGAGAUCAUGAUGUGGAUCGGCGUCUUCUUAGUGGCAGUGCACACGCUGCCGAGCUUCGCACUGCAAUGCGGUGCUGCUGUUAGCCCGACCUUCAUGACGCUGCUGAUUAUUUUCCGAUCUGGCAUUCCGCUGCUUGAAGAGGACGCGGAUCAGCGCUGGGGCAAGUUGAAGAGCUACCAGCAGUACAAGGAACAGACCAGCGUAUUGGUGCCGAUGCCUAAGCGCAAGCUACCCGAACCAGUCGAACCAAAGCGAGCCAAGUUCGCGUAAGCAACGCCAAAUGUACAUGUACUGUACCAAGUAAGCAGUCUAAUGGUACUCUGUUCCUAACGUAGUAGUAUAUGUAUACAUGAUUCAUGCCUGGUAUCUCAUACUUUUUCGAAAAGGUUGCCAACUAACUCGAAAAAGUUGCCAAUUCAGCACACGUCACAGAUGUGUAAAAAUAGUCGAUUCUUGUUGCUAUUCCUAGCGCGAGCUCCAUGGUGAU
Phytophthora nicotianae INRA-310 is the source of this 1433-nucleotide messenger RNA. RefSeq lists its product as hypothetical. Gene Ontology annotation, cellular component: membrane. Gene Ontology annotation, biological process: lipid metabolic process. Lineage: Eukaryota; Oomycota; Peronosporomycetes; Peronosporales; Peronosporaceae. The transcript has a single exon. The record is from RefSeq and is a predicted model, not a curated record. Gene Ontology annotation, molecular function: oxidoreductase activity, acting on the CH-CH group of donors. The coding region runs from base 332 to 1216 and encodes 294 amino acids.